Lucilia sericata (common green bottle fly) is the source of this 2372-nucleotide messenger RNA. It is a transcript of the gene kar, whose product is annotated as monocarboxylate transporter 10. Bases 408 to 2162 code for a protein of 584 amino acids. The record is from RefSeq and is a predicted model, not a curated record. Lineage: Eukaryota; Metazoa; Arthropoda; Insecta; Diptera; Calliphoridae. The transcript has 5 exons. Gene Ontology annotation, biological process: transmembrane transport. Gene Ontology annotation, molecular function: monocarboxylic acid transmembrane transporter activity.
UAAAUAUUUAAUUUUUACGUAAAAACAAAAAACAAACUGUGCGGUUUUAUUUUUCUAAAAUAAAUUUGUGUGUCUUCUUUUAUUAUUUAUUUAUUCUUGUGCAUUAGAAAAUAAUAACAACAACAAUAAACAAAAUAAUAAAAUUAAACAAAUAUAAUUGUCGUAAAUUGUUCGUAUUCAAGGUUACAUAAAAAUAAAUAAUUCAAUUCAAAUUUAAAACAAUCAAACAAACAAAUACAUAUUUGCAAUAAAAAUUAGGGAAAAUCAAUAAAUUUAAAUAUUAUUGUUGCACAUUGCACAAUUACAGUGUGAUUCUACUACCGAAAAGAAAGUGAACGAGCGAGUAAGAAGGAGAGAGAAAGGGAACAAUAUUUUGUUGACUCAUAUAACCAACAGACCAUCUAAAGAUGACAGAAAACGAACCUCUUAACGAAAAGUCCUCCCAUACGAAUGGACAAAUUGUACAUAGCGAUCAGCAUAACAGAUUAACCAAUGGCAACAGUCAACCCAUAUUAAAUGGUCAAUAUUCAAAGGAAACCACAAACGGUGUCAGUUUAGUACAACACAAAACAUGCAACAAUAAAAAGUGUAAGAACAACAGUAAUUCACCAACCGAAGUGCAUAUCGAGGCGCCAUGUUGUCGAGAUAUUCACGGCAAGGAGCCUCCAGAUGGGGGCAUGCGAGCAUGGUUGGUUAUGGUGAGUGCAUUUCUCUGUAAUGGUGUGAUAUUCGGUAUUAUAAACACAUAUGGAGUCAUACAUUCGUUGCUGACAGAUCGUCUAGAAGAACAGGGUGAUAAAGAUGCGUCUAGUAAAGCUGCACUUGUUGGUUCUCUAACAAUUGGUACAACAUUCCUUUUAUCACCAGUAGCCGGCUGCUUAACGGACAAGAUUGGUCUACGUUUGACAACACUAAUCGGUGGUCUGUUAUCCUCUGGUGGGCUAUUGCUUUCUUCAUUUUCUACUGAAAAUAUUGGUGCUCUUUACAUCACCUACGGUAUAAUGUUUGGUUUUGGCGCUGCCCUAGCCUACACUCCAACACUGGCCAUAUUAGGACAUUAUUUUAAGCGUUACUUAGGCAAAGUGAGUGGAUUUGUUACUGCGGGAUCCAGUGUAUUCACCGUCAUACUGCCGCCUGGCCUAGACUAUUUAAUAAAAGGCUAUGGCCUUGAAGUAACCUUGAGAAUAAUGAGUCUGAUUUCUGCUUUUAUAAUCAUCUGUUCAUUUGUAUACAAACCACUGCAUCCACCACCAGAACCGCCAAAGAAUAAACCAGGACGUUCAAAGGCAAACAUGCUGUUGAGAUCCAUUAUAAACGUUGAUAUCUGGAAGAAAAAGAAGUACGUCAUAUGGGCUUUGUGUGUACCACUGGCCCUCUUUGGUUAUUUCGUACCCUACGUACAUAUGAUGAAAUUUGUACAGACUGUUUUUCCGGGAAAAAGUGAAAAUCUACCGGUGAUGUGUAUUGGCAUUACUUCCGGCCUUGGACGACUGAUAUUUGGAGCCAUAGCAGAUCUUCCUGGUGUAAAUCGAAUUUAUCUACAACAGUUGUCACUAGUGUGUAUUGGUGUGGUGACCCUGUUACUGCCGCUUACCAGUUCAUACAUUCUGUUAAUCGUCUUUAGUUUAGUAAUGGGCCUAUUCGACGGCUGUUUCAUAUCACUGCUGGGACCCAUUGCCUACGAAAUAUGUGGUCCAUCUGGUGCCACACAAGCUAUUGGCUUCCUAUUAGGCUUAAGUUCAAUACCCCUCACAGUGGGUCCUCCAAUAGCCGGAAGAAUUUACGAUGAAUUGGGAUCGUAUACACUGCCGCUCAUAUUGGCUGGCAUACCACCAAUUGUGGGCUCUGCCAUCUUAUUCUUAAUGCGUUUUGUUAAAGAUGAAUCUCCCUUGAAAGGAAAGAACGGAACUGUUGCAAUAAACAAAUCUGGAAAUGGUACAACUGGCAGCGAAGAAGAUGAAGAUGUGGAAAAAAAUAUUGAAUCCAAACAAAUAGUGCCUUUAAUGAAUGGACAUUCCAAAGUCACUGUCAAUGGCAAUGGAUCUGUAGAGCAUCGACAGUCCAACACUAACGAAUCAACGACUACAAAUGGAAAAGCUCGUUUGGCUGAUUCAGAAUCUCUAACAGAUGCAUUGCCCACCUAUAAUGAAUGUGUUCAUUAAUAAAAUUUAAUUUUUGAUUUAUAGAUUUUUUAAAAAAUUUCUAAAAUACAAAACUCGGACUUAUUGUAGUACGUUGUUACCAUCUACUUCACUUAAUUGUAUUUAGUUGAAUAAUUAUUAAUUUUAAUUUUUUUCUAAUAAAAUUAUUUUACUCAUAAGUUUACCAACAGAUAAAUAGACACAUUUAACAAGCAAUUCGACGUUGAGAUA